Molecule: messenger RNA, 1416 nt
Organism: Galleria mellonella (greater wax moth)
Lineage: Eukaryota; Metazoa; Arthropoda; Insecta; Lepidoptera; Pyralidae
Product: WD repeat-containing protein 55 homolog
Exons: 5
Coding region: 68-1315 (415 amino acids)
Molecular function (GO): protein binding
Source: RefSeq, a predicted model, not a curated record
UGCUAUACUAUUAUUAAAAAUAAUGAUAUAUUGUAAACUUUCGUUCUAGAUAAAUAAAAUAACCAAAAUGGCUAUUAAUUUCCGUGAUUAUGAUAAGAAUUCUUCAGACGAAAGUGAUAGUGAUAUUAGCGAUGGAACGAAUGAAGAAUCUUCAGAAAAUGACAGCAUGGAUUAUGAAGAUGAUAAUGUAGAUGAACCAACCUUAAAUGAACAAAAUACAAAUCAAAAUAAUGCUGAAGAUGAUAGUGAUGAAGAUGAAGAAGAGGAUGAAGUAGUCAAAGCAAUUAAAGCUGAGAAAAAUAAACCUCGUGAUCAUCCACCAACUAUUACAUCAGAAGAUUUUAUUGUGGACAUCUCAUUUAGCCCUAUUAAAAAUUUAAUCGCAAUAGCAAAUAUUGUUGGUGACAUAUUAUUGUAUGAAUACAGUAAUGAUGAAACAAAACUUGUGAACACGUUGGAGUUACAUUUGAAAGCUUGUCGACAAGUCGAAUUUGAUAAUAAUGGCCUUACAGUGUACAGUACUGCCAAAGACAAAGUAAUAAUGGCAACUGAUGUUGAAACAGGAAAAUUAAAGCAAUGUUACGAAAAUGCUCAUGAGGAGCCAGUAUAUAGCUUGAAAUGCUUAGAUAAUGGAAAAAUAGUCACAGGUGAUGAUGGGGGAACCGUAAAGUUAUGGGAUAUGAGAAAACCUGAUCCUAUAUUUAAUCUAAAAAUAAGUGAAGAGUAUGUCUCUGACAUGAUCACUAAUGAAGCUCAAAAAUAUUUAGUAUGUGCGGGAGGCGAUGGCGUGCUUACAUCUAUAGAUCUAAAAGCAAGUAAAAUUUAUACCACUUCCGAAGACUAUGAUUCUGAAUUAACAUGUAUGGGACUUUUCCGAUCAGAAACAAAACUACUGGUUGGAUCUUCGAAAGGAAAACUUUAUUUAUUUAACUGGAAGGAGUUUGGUUUACACAGUGAUGAAUAUAUUGGACAAAAACAUUCAAUUCAAUGCAUGAUACCAAUAACUCAAAAUGUAGUUGUUACUUCAGGAGAGGAUGGCGUACUGAGAGCCACACACAUGUUUCCUCAACGCCACUUGGGUAUAGUAGGCCAACAUCGCUUACCAGUUGAAUGUUUGGAUAUAAGUCAUGAUGGUCAAUACAUUGCAUCAAGUUCUCACGAUAAUGAUGUGAAAUUUUGGAACAUCUCCUAUUUUGAAACUAUUGAUUCAAUAAUUAAUGUGAAUCACAAACAAAAUAAAAAGAAAGACCUUGUCAAUAAUUUACCAUCGAGUAGUAUAAAAAACGCUUCAGACUUUUUUUCAGGACUAGUUUAAACCGCAUUAAUACAAUACGUCGCUAGUAAACCGCAUUAUACGUAAAUUAUUGAAAAAUAUAAUAAAGUGUGAUUAUCUUAGAUCACAAAAUACACAGAUUA